ACUGCAGGCAGCAGGACUGCAUGUCCUUGUGAGCUCUGAGUGGGUUUUGCCCCUGCUCGUGGUGCUGGGAGCCUUUGGGUUGUUUGAACACCCAGCAGAGAGUGAGCAGGUGUGUGGAGCAUCCCUUGGAGCACACAGGGGUGUGUGGAGCAUCCCUUGGAGCACACAGGGGUGUGAGGCAGCCAAGCCUGGAUCUGCUGUCAGCCACGUGCUGAGCACGGCUUUGCUCUGAGCCGAGCCCGGCCUCCAGCACUGCUAUUUUUAAGUCACCCCACUGGCACUCGGGCUGUUUUCACGGGGAGGAGAAGCCAAUGGGUGAAUUUUACCUCCUGUGCAUGUAGAGGCUGCAAACACUUGCACAAAUUCCUGUGAGAUAGCUGGAAAUUCUUGGCUAAUCUCUUUUCUUUCUGUAACUCCCUCCCUUUUCCCUCUGCCCGCUCUCUGGAUGCCUCUGAUCCAUCACCACGCUGUCCAUGCUCCCUGCUCUGCUCCCUGCCCUCUGCUCCCCUCUGUGUGCUGCUGAAUUCACCCCAGACCCGGCUGGGAUGUGGGGCAGGGACUGUCCUGGCUGUCCCACCAAGGCUUGUCCUGACUGACAGCCGAGCCUGGAUCAUGCUGGGUGUGCACUCCAGGAGCUCAGCUCUGCUCCCAGAUUUAUAACCACGGAGCUGGGUGGUUUUCCUGCUGUCUGCAGCUACCUGUGGGUCCUGCUGUCCUCAUCUGUGACAUUGCACAGUGCAGGCAGGAGGCUUUCAGUGAGGCACCCAGGGUAUUUUGGGAUAAAGGAACAGCUGGGAUAUCCAGGCACUGUCUGGCUGCACAGGGAUAUGGAGCUGAACCACGCCAGUGAAGGGCUCUUGGUAGAAAUAACCCAGCAUAUUUUUUCCCAGGGUCCAACAUCCAUGGAACCAACUCCCCGAGCAGAGAAUCAAACACAGAAAGGAACAACGAGGCUUUGUCAGUGAUUAAAUUAAUUCCAAGCUGGAUUGGGAAGGUCUGGCAGUGUUUGGGAGGCUGUGGAAGGCUGUUGUGGCUGGAGCAUCCUCAAAAAUGCACCUCACCUCUGGGCAGCAGUGGAAAACACGGAUCUGCCCCGGCAGAUUCUCACUGCUCUUCCCUGGAAUCUGCCGAUGGAGCUACUCCCUCCUCUCUGCUGUUCCACUACCAGCUCUCCCAAGUUUCCCUGGAGAAAGAAACCAAGAUGUUCCAUAAGCAAAGGUUCCCUGCCCAGGACAUCUGAUGGAGCACUGUGGAUGAGGGAUCCCCACUGAAGGCUGAGCCAUGCAGUAGGAGCCAGCACAGCCCACGGAAGAGCAGGACCUGCAGGAGGGACGGGCCAUGCGGAGCCUGGGCUGCCUCCCCUGGGGACUCCUCCUCAUCCUCAGCACCACCAGCACCGAGGGCUUUGCCCGGGCAGGCCGCAGGGUUUGUGCCGUGGGGCAGCCGAGCCACCGGAGUGUCCACACCGAGUCCCACGUGCAGCCCGUGUACCAGCCCUACCUCACCACCUGCCAGGGCCACCGCCUCUGCAGCACCUACAGGACCAUCUACAGGGUUGCCUACAGGCAGAGGUACAGGCAGGUGCCUGAGCCCACGGCCUCGUGCUGUCCUGGCUGGAGCAGAGCAAACGGCCACACACUCGGCUGUAACAGAGCUCUCUGCUGGGAGCCGUGCCAGAACGGAGGGAGCUGCACCUUCCCCGGGAGAUGCUCCUGCCCCCCCGGCUGGACGGGGAGAGCCUGCCAGACAGAUGUGGACGAGUGUGCCAGCCAGAGCCACGGGUGCAGCCAGCUCUGCAUCAACACAGCCGGGAGCUUCCACUGUGCCUGCCAGGACGGCUUCAGCCUCGCUGCCGAUGACAAGGGCUGCCAGCCCCUGGUGCCACUGCCUGGGACAGACACCUCCAGCCAAGCAGGUCCCUCCAGUGAAAUGAAGGAAGAAAUGAAGGACCUGAGGAGCAGAGUGGAAGCGUUGGAGCAGAAGCUGCAGCUGGUGCUGGCCCCUUUCCACAACCUGAUGCUGCCGGAGGAUGUCGGUGCAGACCCCAUCAGCCGCCUGUCCCACUCCCUCCAGCAGCUGGACAGGAUCGACUCCCUGAGCGAGCAGAUCUCGUUCCUGGAGGAGCGGCUGGAGACCUGUAAGUGUCUGGAAAAAGCAGUGGGGAAGGAUCUGCCUCCAGCCAUGCUGGCCACGGGGAGCAGACGUGGGCCAGCGAGAUCAGUAACACAUAUGCCACUGUUAAUCUGGAUCUGCCUCCAGCUCAGCAGCCUGUAAUUAAUAAAGGAUGAACACAAACAGCCCAUUAGCUUCAUUUCAAAGCUGUUUCUAUGGCUGCACCAUCUGACUGCCCUUGUAGCAGCCAAAUAUUGUAGGAUUGGCACAUGGAAAGGUGCCUGUGGGGCAGAGCUGAGGGAGGCACUGGGAGCAGUGCACCUCACAGCUCCUGUCCCUUCCUGAUCACUCGGUCCUUAGGAAAGAACCCCCAGCUUUUAGGAAAUUAACAGUCCAAAAAGUCAAUCAGGGAAGUUUAGGGAGCGUGCAGAAUUUGGCAGAUUUAUGAGCCUGGGAAGUUUUAGGCAUUUCUUCUGGAA
This is a messenger RNA of Sturnus vulgaris (Common starling), 2591 nucleotides long. The record is from RefSeq and is a predicted model, not a curated record. NCBI's taxonomy places the organism in Eukaryota, Metazoa, Chordata, Aves, Passeriformes, Sturnidae.